UUCUAGACGCUAACGUUAACAACAUAUCCGGGUAAACUAACCUGGUUGAACAAACCGGUGCGGUGCUGUUGUCCCUGGGGGAAAAUAACAUAUAUUUUCAAGUUUUAAUUUUGAAGCACAUCGUUUCAUACACAAGGCUGGGGGUCUACACAAAUCCGAGGACAUGGAGACUGCUGUGAUCAAUCUUCACAGCAUUUUUGAAAGCAUGCGGGCACAAGUUGAUGUUCUCAAUGAAAGCAUUGAGCCCCAGUUCAUUCAGAUGGCUUUGAAUUUUGAGGACAGCCGUCGUAAAUGGCUGAGACUCGAGCAGGAGCUGAAUGCUUGUAAGGAGGUGCUCACCAAGGCUGAGACAGAGCGAGGAGCUCUAGAGGUCAAGCUCAAACAUGCCCGCAACCAAGUAGAUGUGGAGAUCCGUAGGAGACAGAAAGCUGAGGCUGACUGUGCAAAACUGGACCGUCAGAUCCAGCUCAUCCGGGAACUGUUGGUGACUGAAGGCUCCAGUAACAGCAUCCAGUUAAAUGAGGAGCAGCGCUCAGCUCUGGCCUUUCUGAAUGUCCGUGUCCAGAAUCCUGCAAACCUCAACACUAGCCGACGACUGACCACCAUUGAUGAAUCUGCCUCUAUCUUGUCAGACAUCAGUUAUGAUAAAACUGAUGAUUCUUUGGACUGGGACUCUUCUGCAAUCAGGGCUGUUCGUCUCAAGAAACGGCAAAAGAGACGCUCCUCCCGAAACCAUACAGACGGCCCCCCAGCUGCUGCCAAGAGGUCCCGCUCCACCGGCCGUACCUCUGAGAGAGGUAAUGAGUCUCUGGUGGCUAAGACCACCGUGACGGUGCCCGCUGAUGGCGGACCCAUUGAAGCUGUCGCCACAGUGGAGACUGUUCCUUACUGGACCCGGAGCCGCCGAAAAACUACUGCUGUGGAGUGGGACACUGCUGACACCGACUCUGUUCAGUCUAUGGAUGUGUUCAAGCAGCCCGGUCAGCCCAAUGGAGAGAUCAAGACAGAGCCCAGCACUCCCCAGGGCAAUGGAGGUGUCCGCCUGCAUGAGUUCGUCACUAAAACGGUGAUCAAGCCAGAGUCUUGUGUGCCAUGUGGUAAGAGGAUCAAAUUUGGGAAGAUCUCCCUGAAGUGCAGGGACUGCCGUGUGGUGUCCCACCCCGAGUGCCGUGAGCGCUGCCUUCUGCCCUGCAUUCCAACCAUGACUGGGACUCCAGUCAAAUUUGAGGAGGGCAUCCUAGCAAAUUAUGUGUCCACCUCCUCUCCCAUGAUUCCUUCACUAGUGGUGCGCUGCGUUAAUGAGAUUGAGCAGAGAGGCCUGCAUGAGACUGGUCUGUACCGAGUGUCUGGCUCUGAUCGAGUGGUCAAGGACCUGAAAGAGAAGUUUCUGCGUGGGAAGACCAUUCCCUUGCUCAGCAAGGUGGAAGAUAUCCAUGCCAUCACUGGUCUCCUUAAGGACUUCCUGAGGAACCUCAAAGAACCCCUGCUGACCUUCCGCCUCAACCGUGCCUUCAUGGAUGCUGCUGAGCUGUCCGAUGAUGACAACAGCACCGCCUUGAUGUAUCAGAACAUCAGUGAUCUUCCACAGCCCAGCAGAGACACUCUGGCCUUCCUCAUCAUCCAUUUGCAGAGGGUGGCCCAGAGCAAAGAUACAAAGAUGGACAUAACCAAUCUGGCUCGGGUAUUUGGGCCCACACUUGUGGGUCAUGCCGUGCCUGACCCAGAUCCAAUGACCAUCCUGCAGGACACAAAACGGCAGCCGAAAGUGAUUGAGCGUCUCUUGGGUCUGCCUGUGGAGUUCUGGAGUCAGUUUAUUAUCAGCAACAACAACCCGGGUCACAGUGAUCACAUGAUCAUCGAGAACGCCAAUGUCCAUGCAACUCCUGAUCACAAAUCAAGUAUGUUUGGGCCCCUUACGACUCCUGACCAGCAGAUGAGCAAGACCCCAUCAUCCAGCUCUCUCUCCCAGCGCAUGAAGAAUGCAACUCUCAAUGCAAUCACUCCAAAGUUUUCUAGCAGGAGCAGAGCUGCAGUCAGCGUCCCUCGCCAGGGGCACUUCUUCGCCUCUCCUCUCCUGAAGUAGCCCUUAAGCUCCUCAAGGCUGAGUUUUUCUUUUCUUUGGGAAACAGCUGCAAUAUACUACAUUAUCCUACUCUCAUAUUAUGUCUGGUUUGUCCAUCAGUUUGAACCAUAUUAGCUCUACUCUUUUUAUCUGUCGAGAUCACUAGUAACAUUUGUAUUUUAGUCUCUUUUAAAUGUUUUAAUGUACUGCUAAGAUUCUCACAACCAAAGCGAUGGGCUGAUAUAAGCACUUCCAUCAGUCACUGAAUCCUCUAUUAGAAACAGAAUAUGCAUCAGGUUGGGAGUUCUUUAUCAAGAAACAUGAACUUGUUUGUAGCAUCUAGAACAAAAAAGGUUAUGCUGUAUGCAAGAUUUGUAUGUAGUAUAAUCUGUAUAUUGUGUUUUACAUGGAACAACAAGCAAAAUCUCAAUUUCUUAAGAGGGUUCGAGGCUGUAGUGACUAUAAGGUUUUUCUAUGUAGAGUGUAAACUGUGUGAUUUUAAACAUGGACAAGCUUAGAUUUUACAGCCAGUAGGUUUAAUACAGAAUUUAAGAUGAUGAUGCUGCUGAUGUUAAAUUUGUUCAAAUUAUCCAUUUGUUGUUUUGAGAGAUGCUGUGCUAAGAUUUGUGCAUAGAGAAGUAUAUGACAAGAAAAUUGAGAUUCAGUUUGUAAGCAAAAACAAUAUUGGUUGUUUUGAUUGGGCAUUUUGUCUUUCACCUUCAUAAUUGCUUUUGAUCAUAAA
Molecule: messenger RNA, 2804 nt
Organism: Carassius carassius (crucian carp)
Lineage: Eukaryota; Metazoa; Chordata; Actinopteri; Cypriniformes; Cyprinidae
Product: rac GTPase-activating protein 1-like
Exons: 17
Coding region: 164-2083 (639 amino acids)
Biological process (GO): signal transduction
Source: RefSeq, a predicted model, not a curated record